AUGACAAAAAUCACUGGAAUUCUCUUUUUCUUCACAACUUUCUACGCAGCUGAAGCCUUGAAAUGCUACGAUGGAUGGCAGAUUUGGGGCGAUGUUCGUUUUACUUUUUCUAAAUAUUUAAAAAAAUCAAGAAAAAAAUAUCGCUAGUUUUUGAGGAAGAGAAACAGCUGACAAAAAAUUUGAAACAAAUUUUUUUGAUUUUUUUGCAUUUUUCACCCUAGGAACUCGAAAAAGCAUUUUACUCAGAUUUCUCGGAAAAAUUUCUUUUUAAAUGAAUUUUUUUCAGAAUCCCGUGAACAACGUGACCCUCGUCGAGUGUCUCCCCUUCCACAAAUGCUGCUAUUUUGUCGCGUUCGUUUUGUUUUCAUAAAAAAAGAUUCUCUAAGAACAAUAAAAACUUUACUUUUACCCGAUUUUGAGAAUUUUUAGCCGAGAUAUGAAUUUUUUUGAACUUACGAGAGACAAAAAAAGACCCAAAAUUAGAAAAAGUCGAUAUUUCGAGAACCCUACAGGUUCUUAAGGAUAUCAGGGGGUUUUAUAUGGAAGAGGGCUCUUUGAACUUGAUAAAAUAUAAAAGAUAUGUUGGGAACCCUUAGAAGCUCUUUUUUGAAAAAAGCGUCCACUUUUUCCCGAGUUUCAUCCUAGAUUUUUAUUGAAUUUUGUGGUUUUCUUUGUUUUUCUUGAAAAUUUGGAUUUUUAGGUCGCUUCCUGGAAAUAACUUUGGCUGUUAUGAAAAAUGCCCUCCAGUCGAUCAACCCCAAUGUGGUCCUGACCCAAAAAUCUGGCAUCCAGGUUGGUAGUUUUGAAUAAAAAAAUAAAAAAAUCUUAAGAGUUAUAUUUUUUUGAACAAAAAAAUCAAUGUUGAAUCAUUUUUUUAUUUAAUUUUUCAAACUUUUUGAUGAACCUGAGAACAUUAAUUUGGUCAUAAUUUAGGCUUUUUCCGAAUUUCCUCCAAUAAUCUGAAAAAAAUGAUAUUUUUUUUCUUGAAUUCUAGUUAUUUUAAACUAGGCAGUACCCAAUAUGAUACGUGAUUGAGCGUUGCAGCGCCCUUCGCAACUUGGUAUAGUGGCUAAGAAGUUAGAUUGUUAACCUCAUCAUCAAAGUUCGAAUCCUUCCCGAGUAAAUUUUUUUGCAAUUUUAUUUUUGAGAAAGGAAGAAUUCGACACAGAAAUCGAGCUAGAUUUCUGUUUGAGAAAGAGCUGAUCCACAUAAAUAAAGUAUUUUUCAGAAAAAAAACAAUAUUUUUCAGUAGUUUCAAACCUUUUGAGUAUAACUCUCAAGAGAUAUGAUUAAAUGGAUAUAAGCGUACUUUUCAAAAAAAAAUCUUCAAGUUUUAAAGCUUUGCAGGACAUCGCCUACUGCUACUGCAAGGACAAGAACGACAAGAAGUGCAUGCCUUAUUUCGGGGACAAGAAACGGAGAAAGUAAACAUAUUCCAUUUGUUUUCUGUACAUAAAACUAUAAAUAAAUGUUUAACUUUUUGGUUUAUUCAAAACUCAACGAGUUUCCUGCUCAAAGUCGCGUGUAUUUUAAUGUGAACCGAAGCCGGAGACAGUGCUACAUGAGUCUUUGACAGUUUUCACACAAAAAAAUGGCUUUUCGGACUUCAAAAAUUGAGUUAAAUCUCGCUCUAUUUUUGACCUAAGAUCACCGUUUUCCCUGACAUUAUCUCUAAUAACCUUUCUCUUAAAAAAAACCUCAAAAGUUUCUUUUUUUUUUAACCUCUGAACACACUUUUUGGAUUUUUUCUUCAUCUUACUGUACUGUUCUCUGUUUGAAUUAUCGCUCCAAGGGCUACUUUGUGGAAUUUUUUGAGGAAUUUCGUCAAAACGGUCAAUCUUUCUUCAUAUAUCCGAUUUUUCGCUUCUUCUUCUUCAAAAAGAGUCGAUUUAUAGAAUUUUCAAAUCUUCACAUGAUCAGAAAAUCCAGAGCGGUCCCUAA
Molecule: messenger RNA, 1941 nt
Organism: Caenorhabditis auriculariae
Lineage: Eukaryota; Metazoa; Nematoda; Chromadorea; Rhabditida; Rhabditidae
Source: the annotation of a GenBank genome assembly